UUCGCCGUGGUUUCGGUUGAACGUUGGCAACGUCUCGCUCCGUGAACAGGCAGUCGACCGUCGGCCAGCGACUCUUUCCACACUGUCUGGAGACUUAUUUUAACGGAAUAGGAGCUGGGCGGAAACACCGGAGCAGCAUAAGAGUGAAAAACUGAGCCUUCCCUUCCUGCACUGUGACGUCAAACCUCAGCACACCUGCUUCACCUGGAGACUGCACCACUGAGAGCAGAGCAAGAUCUGCAUUAGCAGAAGAUAAUCCAAGAAGAAGAGGAACGGUCUUGACCCACGCUGGUCCUCAAUGGACCAGUGAAAUCUCUGCCACCCUGUCAGUUCAAAGCUAUGUUUUUGGGAGCUGGAGGCCGUAGCACCAUCAGCCGAGUGUGUGUGGGGCCCCUCCUCUCCCUCUUUCCCAGCACCCCGCCUGACAUGGGAUGCCAGCCCCCUGCCUACCUGCCCUGAGCUCUCCCGGGGUGCCAUGAACAGCUACAGAGACAGAGGGGUCACUUGCAACUCCUCGGACCUCCUGGAUGGAGGUGGAGGAGGUGGUGUUUUGCCCCAGCACACUCCGUUUCGCCACACCCCAAAUGGCCACCCGGCUCCUGGCCUUGCAGACCCAGCCAUGCAACCACGUAUCUCUGUGCCCAAAAUGGGUGUCCGGGCGCGGAUUGCAGAAUGGCCCCCACGCCGAGCACAGUCAAGGGAGUCGCUACUUGAAAAUGGGCAGAUUGGCAGCAAUCGCCAUGCAGAUGACUGCUCCACAAUUUCCUCAUCAGUUCUGUCAUCUGACAUGGGGUUGGUGCGGGGAGGAGUCGCCAGGUUGCCACGGCGGCGGUCCAAGGAUGUGGAGUUCAGAGGAGGAGGGUUUGAAAGAGGUUCACCUUUGAGCCUUAGAGUGUUCCCUCCACUGAGACAGCGCUCAAACAGCGAGGUGACACUGAGCGAACAGGACGAAAAUGAGGUGGAGGUCCGUGGAGGUGGCGGGAUGGGGAACCUGUUCAGAGAAUAUGGCAGCACCUCCUCCAUUGACAUCCAGGGCAUUCCUGAGCAGAGCUUCUUUGACAUGCUGAGCCAGUUCCACCAGGAGAGGCCUGACCAGCGUAGCUCCGCGCCUGUACGCCUAGGGGAGCUGCUGCGCACUCCCGACUCACCACCAAACGCACCCCUCCCCUCUGCUCCCUCACCUGGUCCAGUAGGCGGGGACGACAGAGGGACAGGAAGGAAGGAUGGAGCAGAGAGGGCAAGGAAGAAAAGUGGAGGGACGGAGUCAUCUCUGGGCACCUCCUCUUUGUUCAGGAAACUUAGAAGCUCUAGUCGAGGAGAGCUGGAUGGAGGGAAAGGAGAUGCUGAGGAUGGAGGUCGGGGUUCAGGGGAGGCCUCCUACAAACCGUGGGUCUGUCCCAAGAGCUUUGUCCACUUUGAUGCUCAGAGUAUCUUGUUUGAUCUUCAUGAGGCAGCGGCUCAGCGGGGUUAUGCCGCCCAGAGGAGGAACACCGCAACAGGGGCAUCAGCUGCUUCAGUGUCCCUGUCUGUCUCCAGAUCCUCAGCUGUAAACGACCCGGUUUACUCCAGCAUAGAGGACCUGACCCUGACCCUCGACCCUGGCUCCACCACACCCUCCCUGGGCGUGGACCCUCUGGACGGGCCUCCUGGAGCCCAUAACUCGAGCCAACUACUCCUCUGCUGCCCCCACUUUCUCAACGAGACUGGCGGCCAUGGGGAGCGCAACAUCAGCUUCCUCAGCUCAUCGGCAGAGCGAGGAGGAGACGGAGGAGGUGACGGAGCAAGGGGCUGGCUGAGGAGGAGUAACGCCAGCGUGUCAGUGCUGGAGGUGCCUAUUGAACAACAGGUUACGAGACUGGAACGACUGAAACUGUACAGCAUAGAGCAUGUAGACCUGGGGGCCAAGUACUACAGAGACUACUUCCAUGGAAGAGAGCACUCAAACUACUUUGGGACAGACGAGAAGAUGGGCGCUGUGGCAAUAAGCAUCCGCAGGGAGAAACUGGAAGACACCAAAGACCUGAAAGACCAGUACCAGUACCGGCUCAUCGUCAGGACGAGCGAGCUCGUGACCCUGCGAGGCUCCAUCUUGGAGGAUGCGGUGGCGUCUACGGGAAGGCACGGCACGGUGCGGGGUUUGCCGCUCAAGGAGGUUCUGGAGCAGGUCGUCCCCGAGCUUAAUGUCUCCUGUUUGAGACUGGCGCUCAGCACACCCAAAGUCACCGAGCAGCUCCUCAAACUGGACGAACAGGGGUUAAGUCAGAAGCACAAGGUGGGUGUUCUGCUGUGCCGUGCAGGCCAGAGCACUGAGGAGGAGAUGUACAACAAUGAGGAGGCGUCACCCGCCUUCUCUGCCUUCCUGGAGCUCCUGGGGGAGCAGGUGCUGCUCAAAGGAUUCACCAAAUACGCCGCACAGCUCGACACAAAGACCGACUCUACAGGCACCCACUCCCUGUACACCACCUACCAAGGCUACGAGGUCAUGUUCCACGUGUCCACCAUGCUGCCGUACAUGCCCAACAACCCCCAGCAGCUCUUGAGAAAGAGGCACAUAGGGAACGACAUUGUCACCAUAAUCUUCCAGGAGCCGGGAGCGUUGCCUUUCACCCCCCAGAAUAUUCGCUCACACUUCCAGCAUGUCUUUGUUAUCGUCCGGGUGCACAACCCCUGCUCUGAAAACACCUGUUACAGUGUUGCUGUGACAAGAAUGAAGGACGUGCCUCCCUUUGGCCCACCUAUCCCCAGUGGUGUCACCUUCCGUGACCCAGAAACCUUCCGUAACUUUCUCCUAGCUAAAGUUAUCAAUGCAGAAAAUGCAGCACACAAGUCAGAGAAGUUCCACACCAUGGCGACGCGAACGCGGCAGGAAUACCUACGCGACUUGGCUGAGAACUACGUCAGCAGCACGCCGCUCGACUCAGCCGGCAAGCUCAACAACCUCAUCUCACUCGCGUCCAAAAAACGCGAGCGCUCCAAGGCAAGAGAGGGAGCAGAGCUGGGAGCCGCGGGGGCCAUCGCGUGGAGGGUCCUAGCCCAAGACUUUAGUGGAGGAGGCGCUGAACUCCCCUGUGCCUUGGGUUUGUCGGCUGAGUACGUCCUCCUGACAGACUGUUCCACCAAAGAGGUGGUGUUUAACUGCUUCUGCGCGGACGUGAUUGGCUGGACACCAGAACGUCUGGCAGUAAAGAUCUUCUAUGGCAGAGGAGACCACAUCGCGGUGCGGGUACCAGAGGGCUGCACACAGGACAUCAGGGAGGUGGUGCAGAGAUUAAAGUCAUUGACAGUGGGAUGUGAGACGGUGGAUAUGACUCUUAGAAGAAAUGGACUGGGACAACUGGGCUUCCAUGUCCGUCUGGACGGCACCGUGGCCGAGGUGGAGGAGUACGGCUUUGCCUGGCAGGCGGGACUGAGACAGGGCAGUCGGUUAGUGGAGAUCUGCAAGGUGGCGGCGGUGACGCUGACUCACGAGCAAAUGAUCGACCUGCUGAGGACGUCUGUCACGGUCAAAGUGGUCAUAAUCCCUCCAUAUGAAGAGGGAGGCCCUCGCAGGGGCUGCACAGAGGAGUACGAGAUGAAGACCAUGGAGCAGAAGCCAGAACCUGAGCCCCUGGCAGUGGGCUACAGACCUUCCCCUCGCCCAACGUGGCGGUGGGACAGCCCACCCAUUCCUCCAGGGCUCCACAGUGCCCCCAACCCUCAGCGCUGGGCCCCCAUGGGUCCCCCACCUCCUCCACUGCCCCGAUCACAUAAGGCCCUGAUGCCUGUUCCCUACAGGGAGCCUCAGCACCUAAACUCCAAGAGGCCAGUGAGCUACCCUGAGAACCACUACAGUCUGUCUCCUGCAGGAGGCGACAGAGUGCUGCCCUACAGAAACCCCUCAGCCAGCUUCUCCUCGCCCUCCUCUGGCCUGGUCAGCCUCUCCACCAUGGGGCCGCCUGGAAUCACACCAGGGCCCUUCGUACGCUACAAACCCUCACCUGACAGAUAUGGAACAGGACAGCGUUCUCUGCUGCCGUAUGAGCCCCACCUCAGCGUGGACAUCACCUCCAGUGGAGAGUCUUCUUCAGGCUUCACCAGUCAGGACAGCACCAUGGAGCGCUGCAAAACUGAACCUCUCUGGCAUGUCCCGGCGUCGUCAUCUCGAGGACCGGGUGUUGGAGGGGGGCAGAGGCGGCUACCCAGACAGGACAUCCCAGGAAAAGACUCUCCAAACAGACACUCGAAGGGUGAGACUCAGUACUCCAGCCACUCCAGCAGUAACACCCUGUCCAGUAACGCCUCCAGCAGCCACAGUGACGAACGCUGGUUCGACGGAGGAGCUGGAGGAGACAGAGGAGGUGGGGGUUGCCUCGGUGACCCAGCUGACACUGACCCUGACCUUCUUAACAAAGGGGGGUCUAAUGACAGCGGCAUCGACGCUUCGACCCACUACAACAACACUCGCCACGGAAUCAUGUCCAACAGCCAGCCCCCCAAGCCCAUGCACAUCUUCCCUAACUACAGCGGCGUCCAGGAACUGUCCAUGGCAAGGAACAGCAGUGGCGGAGAGGCGAGGAGACGGGAGUCUUCACCUAUCAUACCUGCCUCAGCCAAUCAGAACAAAGGAUACAGGACUAGGACAUUCCCACCUCCUGGCUCCAGUGCUGAUAAAAUGGAUGCUUUUAAACCCAGGGCCUACACGCCUCAAGGUUACAAGACGCCAACAGUUGAGAAAGCCCGGCCUGUCCGAGCCGCCACGACAACACCCACUUCAGCUCAGCUGUGCUCCAUCCCCCUGUCCAGCUCCGCCCCCAAGGCCUUAUAUGGAAAGAGCAGACAAACGGCCUGGAUGAACGACGACACUGGGCCGUCAUCCUCAAACACAACAUCCAACUCUGACAGCAGCAGCAAGAAGCAGGUGGAUACAAAUUCAAAGAACGUGUUUGGACAGCCUCGACUCCGAGCAUCACUAAGGGACUUGCGUUCUCCACGCCGGACUUACAAAAGCACCAUUGAAGAUGACUUGAAGAGACUGAUCAUCAUGGACAACCCGGGAGAGACACCACAAAGAGAUCCAUCUCCCAGACGAACCCUGCAGCGCACCUUUUCAGACGAGUCACUGUGCAGCGGGCGCAGAGAGUCCAGCUUCGACUCUGAGAACCAGACGACCCCCACUGACGUGCUGUUCACCUCCACGCUGCCCACACGCAGACACGCCAUCUCCAACCACAUACAGAGCAAGAAGAUGCCUCUGUCUGCCUCCGAGCUGUCCCUUACAGAAGUUAGAGACAAAGUUCCCCCCCUGAGGAGGCUCGAUCCUGGGCUCAUGCCUCUUCCUGACACAGCCUGUGGACUGGAGUGGUCCAGCCUAGUCAACGCCGCUAAAGCUUACGAAGCACAAAGAGCAGUUUCCCUCUUCUCACUGACGGAGCCACAGGGUGGAGGUCCUGACAUGAGACCAGUCGUCAGUCCAGUCCAGUUUCACACUCCUCAGACACCUCGGACCACACCGACCUUCAGCGUUGACGAGGUGCCCAACGAUCUGUCUGGUCGGCUCUACCACCUGGAAGUGAUGUUAAAACAGCUGAAUAACGACCUCGAGAGAGAGAAGAAGGAUAAAGUCGUUCUGCUGGCAGAGAUGGCCAACCUGAGAGAGAACAACCAGCGCCUGCAGGAGGAGAGUCUAACAGCCAGUGAGCAGCUGCGCAAGUUCAGCAGAAUUUUUACAAACCUCGACAAGCCAGAGAGUGACCACGAGGCUCGCCCCUUAACACACGAAACCGACUCACAGAGGGAGUGAUGUCAUCGCUGCAGAAGAAGAAGAAGAGGAGGAGGAGGAUCAUGAGAUUCAGGCCACAGAGGGAGGGCAACUGUGAGCGAGAAAUACCCAUAAUUCCAUGCACACACAGGGGCGGCAGAAGUCACGAUGAUGUCCCCGCACUCAGCUUCCACUGGACUGCCUUAAACCAUAUAAAGCAAGAAAAAGACGAUCGAUUUUUAAAACUCAACACUCCCUGUGCACAGACAGAGCAGAGACCCCCCCUCUCUAUUCUCUGAGCCUGUCUAUUUUUUAUAAACUGGAGUCUUAUACACUUGUCUUAUAUAGGAAUAUAUGCUACUAUGCCAGAGGAGCGAGUGGGAGAGGAGACUGUUUGUUUUAGAGAACACUACAUCACCUGGAGAGGCCUAAUACUGUUCCUGCAGCGAAUCAGCCAAAAAGAAAAAAAAAAAAGAAAGAAAAAAAUGACUCAUUACAGACUGCAUCUCCCAGAAUGCACUAGAAGUAAUGGAGGCUCUACAGACAUGGUACUGUAGAUAGAUGCCUGUGUGGUACAAUUCUCAUGUAUCAAUAUUAUCUAUAUUGUACUGAUGUUGUAUAACAGUUGUACUAAAGAGGUGUGUGUGUGUGA
This is a messenger RNA of Acanthopagrus latus (yellowfin seabream), 6389 nucleotides long. RefSeq names its product signal-induced proliferation-associated 1 like 3 (gene sipa1l3). The record is from RefSeq and is a predicted model, not a curated record. Gene Ontology annotation, cellular component: plasma membrane; Golgi apparatus; cytoplasm. Lineage: Eukaryota; Metazoa; Chordata; Actinopteri; Spariformes; Sparidae. Gene Ontology annotation, biological process: establishment of epithelial cell polarity; activation of GTPase activity; epithelial cell morphogenesis. The transcript has 24 exons. Gene Ontology annotation, molecular function: protein binding; GTPase activator activity. The coding region runs from base 476 to 5779 and encodes 1767 amino acids.